Messenger RNA from Cryphonectria parasitica EP155, 1452 nucleotides. RefSeq lists its product as uncharacterized. Bases 1 to 1452 code for a protein of 483 amino acids. The record is from RefSeq and is a predicted model, not a curated record. The transcript has 2 exons. NCBI's taxonomy places the organism in Eukaryota, Fungi, Ascomycota, Sordariomycetes, Diaporthales, Cryphonectriaceae.
AUGCUGACUGCGCUUCUCUCCUUUCUGUCUCUCCGCCCCCGAAAAAUAGUCGUCAACUUCAUCUCCCGCUUCAAAGCGUCCCUUGACAGCGAACCCGACGUCAACUCCAACCCAUACAUGAGGCAGUAUGUCCCCUUCUGUCUGCACAGCCCGCUGCUCAUCCAGACGGCCAUCUACACGUCGGCCUGCUUCCAGGGCGAGAUGGGCAACAUCGAAAGCACAACGGCAGUGGCACACAAGUGCCGUGCCAUCGAGAUGUUGACGGAGCACCUGCAGAGCCGAGGGUCGACGACGGAUGAGGCUAUCGCGGGCGUGAUGCAGCUGAUGCUCAACGAGUGGUACUGGGGCAACACGGACGACCUGCGGGCGCACCUGACCGGCCUGCGCGAGAUGGUAAGGCUGCGGGGUGGGUUUGGAAAUCUGGGCCUUGGGGGCUUGCUAGCCAGGCUUGUCAUUGUGUCCGACAUCGCCAUCGCUUUAUCUUUUGAGGUCCGGCCAUAUCUUCAAGGCGGGCCCGAAUUCGACUUUCGAGACGUCGCGCGGGUCCCGUUCAGGGUGUUCCUUAACACGCCCCUGGUGCCCUCGCUCGCAUCAUUCUCGAGAUGCGCCGAGGCACUGCACAUGCAUCAGGCCACUGCGCAGACCCUCGAUGACAUGAGGUUCCUGAUCAGGCUGGUCCUGGCCCUGCCAGAGUAUCCGUCAGAAAAGGACCUCCAGAAGGUCCAGAGCACAUCCGCCUGGAUUUACGACCGCAUCUCCAACCUCACGGCCGAGGCUCCAGCAGCGCAGCAGCGCCACAGGGGGUCCGAGGACCAGCUCAGCCCCCUGAGCGCGGACCCGUUUGGCUCGACAGCACUCCGACGUUCAUCCUCAGGCGAACCCCCGCGGCGGGCCUCUCGACACCCGAGCCCCACGACCCCAAGCCACACGGCGAGCAUCGAUACUGCCAGUCCACCGGGCCCUACUGUCCAGGACACCAUGUACCAGGCCGUAAGGCAGGCAGCUCUGAUCUAUGCGAGGGCCAUCAUGACCCGGAAACCCCUGCGAGACCCGGCCGUCUGCAGCCAAGAGGACUUCCUCCGGCUGUGGACUACCGUCUGGAGGAUCCCUUUGCGCAGCUGGAAGACCGUGCUCGGUGUCUUUGCGUGGGUCGUGUUGAGUAUCACGCCUGCGUCGCGCGGCACGCCGCACGAGAGGUUCGUCAAGAGCCUUUUGACGGUGGGCCUGGUCCAGAUGGGAAUGGAGGACUGGGAUGUCACCGAGAGGGCAAUGAAAGGCGCGCUGACGCUGAUCGAGUGGCUGACGGGAGGCAUCAGCGGUGACAGCGCAGGAGGACAUCACGAGGAGCAGAAAGGAAGGGUUGGUGGUCUUGACUCGGGGUCCUUUAUCGAUCCAGGGCUUUUUGCCAACGGAACGACAACAACGACAGGGCCUGUGACGCAGGGUUGGUGA